AUGAUAUUCAUGAUCGCCGUUCGAUGGCAGCCCAUUAAGACAUAUCUUCAAAUCACUCGUCCUCGUCUGGGAUCCACAUGGACUCCAGGUGGACCGAUCAGGGUUAAAUCUUCCCUAGUGUAAAUGAAAUUUUAAUUUGUCUUGGAUAGAUUUAAAGUUCUCUUAGAUGUGAAUUUUCUUUGUUACAUAUACAUAAGAUAUAUGUAUAAGAUAUUUUUUUAACAAUUCCAAGUAAAACAUUUAUCAGACAAAAGAUAGAGAAAUUUUGUUCUAAUCAUCGAGAAAUAAAUAAUGCCAGCUUUAGUGGAAACAGAUUCAAUUUUCAUCUACGCCACAGAGGAACCUCUCGACUUCUCGAGGAAUCUUGCGCUAGUCACGUUUUUUCUAAUUUUAUUUCUAAUUGUAUUCUUCACUCUCAUUUUUAUCUUGACUUGUCUAUUUUUUAUUUUUACCUAAAUCUUUCUCUGAUACCUUCAUGUUAUUAACC
This is a messenger RNA of Didymodactylos carnosus, 487 nucleotides long. Lineage: Eukaryota; Metazoa; Rotifera; Eurotatoria; Philodinida; Philodinidae. The record is from the annotation of a GenBank genome assembly.